GAUAUGCUUGGGUUGAACCGGGUCUUGAAAUUGCUUGGGUUUCAAGAAUCAAGAACCAGCAAUUGUGUCGAGGUUGACGCUAGUCCUUCCGCGGUACGUUCAUCCACAAAACAACAAUCCGAUGAUGCUACUUCGUUUUUCAUCACCAAAUUGGUCUGCCCUAACUCCGCUGCAUAAUUUAACCUCUUACCCAAAUGCGUUUACUAUUCCAACUCCUUGCCGGGUGUAUUCUUCUCAAUUCUAUGAUAGAAAAAGCCAUCGUCGCCCAAUAAUUAGAGCUGUUAGGGAGUGGCAAGAGUACGAGGAAGCAGUAAAGGACAAAGACCUGUCUCGAGCUCUCCGAUUCUUGAGAGACAUUCCAAUUGAAGAACCCAAAGACUCGUCAACACGUGCCGGUGGUGGGGAAUUGGAUUGGUUUCGGCUGGAAAGAGACUGGCAGGUUUUGGAUACAUGUUUGAAUGCUGAUGAUAUGAGGCUUGUUGGAAGUGCUUAUGCUUUUCUCAAGGACAAGGGUCUCUUGCCUAAUUUCGGAAAUUACCGCAAUAUUGUUUUGGAAGGACCAAGGGAUGUCACACCAACCGUCUUAAAGUCUUCAACUGGUUUAGAUGUGACCAAACUUUCGCCAAAGAAGUGGGGUCUUUCUGGAACGUCUAGCUUUCUUUUGGCUGCAUCUCUUGCUGGAGUUUCGCUUCUGCUGAAUCAAGGAAUAGAUAUUAGGCCGAACAUUGCGGCAGUCUUGGGGCUUGCCAUGCUAGAUGCUAUAGUUCUUGGUGGUUCCUGCUUAGCACAAAUCUCCAGCUUCUGGCCUCCCUAUAAGCGUCGAAUUUGUGUCCACGAAGCAGGCCAUCUCCUUGUUGCAUACCUGAUGGGUUGUCCAAUUCGUGGUGUAAUUUUAGACCCCAUUGUUGCAAUGCAGAUGGGCAUUCAAGGACAGGCAGGAACUCAGUUUUGGGAUGAGAAACUGCAAAAUGAGCUUGCUGAAGGCCGGUUAAGUAGUACCGCAUUUGACAGGUACUGCAUGGUUCUAUUUGCUGGGAUUGCCGCUGAAGCUCUUAUUUAUGGAGAGGCUGAAGGUGGAGAAAAUGAUGAAAAUCUCUUCCGAAGCAUCUGUAUUCUUCUAGAACCCCCACUCUCUGUGGCACAGAUGUCAAAUCAAGCAAGGUGGUCGGUUCUGCAAUCUUAUAAUCUGCUGAAAUGGCACACACAUGCACAUCGAGCUGCGGUAAAAGCUAUUGAAAGUGGAUGCAGUCUGAGUGUGGUCAUUAAAAAAAUUGAGGAAGCCAUGUCUAUGAAAAAAUGAAGCUGGAAGAGAAGAAUGAUAGAUAGAUAUUUGUAGAAGAGGGUUUGUUGAGGUGUUUUAACUUGUCCAGGCAUAUUUACUGCUAUGAAAAGCCUCAACUGGAGCUAGUAGAAAAGGAUCGAACAUUCUUUGGGCCCGUGGAGAUGUCUGAGCUUUGACAUUGAUAGUUGCUCAAAAGGAACAUGCUAUUUUCCUAUGAAAAUGAAAAUUUGGGUGAGCAGCUUUUCGCUGUGAGCUGAGUAGAAUCUUAAAGUUUAGGAACUGAGAGAAUCCUGCAUCUAGUAUCCUCUGAUAUAGCUGUUCCAUGGAAAUAUUUGGCUUAACUUUUAUAAGGGGCGAGAAUGCUGUGGAACAACAGGGGAAAGACAGAAAGAAAAGUCUCAUUGUAAUUUCUUUUUGUACAGUGUAAAAGUGUAAACUACUGAGCUCAUUCAAUACUUUAAGCAGAAGAAGUCAAGCAAUGACCUCUUUGGACUUAUAUUUGCUGAGAAAGCAAAUGGAUGUUUAGGCUGAGUUAGGGGAGGGAAAAUAAUUAUCUUUUCAUGCCAAUGUACUGUUAGAACGUCCGUGCACAGGUUUCAAUUCAACAGCCAACACGAAUGCUGCUAGUGGAUGCUGCUGGGCUAGCGCUGUGUCCACUAGUAGCACGAAUGCUGCUGGGCUUGCGCUGUGUCCGCUGUUCA
Nicotiana tabacum (common tobacco) is the source of this 1983-nucleotide messenger RNA. RefSeq lists its product as uncharacterized. Gene Ontology annotation, biological process: proteolysis. The record is from RefSeq and is a predicted model, not a curated record. Gene Ontology annotation, molecular function: metalloendopeptidase activity; ATP-dependent peptidase activity; ATP binding. Lineage: Eukaryota; Viridiplantae; Streptophyta; Magnoliopsida; Solanales; Solanaceae.